This is a messenger RNA of Carlito syrichta (Philippine tarsier), 2242 nucleotides long. It is a transcript of the gene CLEC14A, whose product is annotated as C-type lectin domain containing 14A. The record is from RefSeq and is a predicted model, not a curated record. Gene Ontology annotation, biological process: cell migration. NCBI's taxonomy places the organism in Eukaryota, Metazoa, Chordata, Mammalia, Primates, Tarsiidae. Bases 340 to 1800 code for a protein of 486 amino acids. The transcript has a single exon. Gene Ontology annotation, cellular component: external side of plasma membrane; extracellular matrix. Gene Ontology annotation, molecular function: extracellular matrix binding; extracellular matrix protein binding.
CUCUAAGUAGGGUGUUUGACCCUCUAGUCGACUGCGUCUCCUGUGCCCCGGCGCCAGCUGCGUUCCUGACCCCAGAAUAAAGCAGGGCUGCACUGGGCCUGGCAGAGUUCCGGAUACAUUUCCUGUCGCGGCCCAAGGGAAGCUGUUGGCCGCCAGGCCUCUGGUGGAGAUCCUUGGCAGUUGAGGGAUCUGGCAGGAGAGAGGGCGGAGGGGAGGGGAUGGGGGACAGGGUGGGGGCAGCCAUCCGGAGAGGGCGGCGACCGCGCUCCCGAGACAGCCCCGCGCCCUCGGGCGGGACAGAACCAAGUUGGGCGCAGCUUAGGGCGCCGGGCCUCCGCGAUGAGGCCGGCGCUCGCCCUGUGCCUCCUUUGGCCGGCGCUCUGGCCCGGGCCGGGCGGGGGCGAGCACCCCACCGCCGACCGCGCCGGCUGCUCGGCCUCUGGGGCCUGCUACAGCCUGCACCACGCUACCAUCAAGCGGCUGGCGGCCGAGGAGGCCUGCGUCCUGCGCGGCGGGGCGCUCAGCACCGUGCAGGGGGCCGCGGAGCUGCGCGCGGUCCUGGCGCUCCUGCGGGCAGGCCGGGGGCCCGGCUCCAAAGACCUUCUGUUCUGGGUGGCGCUGGAGCGCGGGCGUUCUCACUGCACCCUGGAGAACGAGCCGCUGCGGGGCUUCUCCUGGCUGUCUUCCGACGCCGCCGGGGCUGAAAGCCACACCCUGCCGUGGGUGGAGGAGCCCCAACGCUCCUGCACCGCGCGGAGAUGCGCGGGACUCCAGGCCACCGGGGGCGUAGAGCCCGUAGGCUGGAAGGAGAUGCGGUGCCACCUGCGCGCCAAUGGCUACCUGUGCAAGUACCAGUAUGAGGUCUUGUGCUCCGCGCCGCGCCCUGGGGCCGCUUCUGACUUGAGCUACCGCGCGCCCUUCCAGCUGCACAGCGCCGCUCUGGACUUCAGUCCCCCCGGGACCAAGGUGAGUGCGCUCUGCCGGGGACAGCUGCCGGUCUCCGCUACCUGCAUCGCGGACGAGAUCGGCGCGCGCUGGGGCGAGCUCCCUUCAGGCGCCGUGCUCUGUCCCUGCCCCGGGAGGUACCUCCGCGCUGGCAGAUGCGCAGAACUCCCUGACUGCCUAGACGACUUGGGAGGCUUUGCCUGCGAAUGUGCUCUUGGCUUCGAGUUGGGGAAGGACGGGCGCUCUUGUGUGACCAGUGGAGAAAGGCAGCCAGCCGUUACGGUGCCCACCAGGAGCCCGCCGACCACUGCAGCCAGCCCGGUGCAGAAGAGAACGCAGUCACCCAGGGACCACGAGAAACCAGGAGAGAUACCCCAUGUCCCUGAACAAGGCGAUUCAGUAACACCUAUUCCUGAGAUUCCUCAGUGGGGAGCACAGAGCACGAUAUCUACCCUUCAAAUGUCCCCUCAAGCCAAGUCGAAGACCACCAUAACGCCAUCAGGAAGCGCGAGUCCCAAGUUUGAUGCCACAGCUUCCUCUGCCACUCCCCAGGCUUUCGACUCUUCCUCCACUGUGGUUUUCAUACUUGUGAGCAUCGCAGUAGUAGUGUUGGUGAUCUUGACCAUGACAGUGUUGGGGCUUUUCAAACUCUGCUUUCACAAGGGCCCUUCCUCCAGGCCAACGAAGGGUCCUCUGGCCCCGCCGGGCACCCAGAAUGAUGCUGAAGCCGCUGCUUUGCGCUCCAAUUCUACACAUUGCACAGACAACGGGGUGAAGGCCGAGGACGGUGGUCUUCGGGGCAGAGCAGAGGGUGCCUUGCUGGCGGGGUCCUCCCUUGGGUCUGGCGAUAUAUAGAGAAACAGCGGGCACAGGCACUCUUUACAAACAGAGUUUUUCACUUUAGAUGAAAGGGGAACCAAGAGGAAUUUAUGUGCAGGCCUGGAUUCCUGCAGAAUCCUCCCUCUCCCACAUUCCUCUAAAUUUCCUCUAUUGCGCAGAGGAGCUAAAUCUGAACAACACACUCCUUCCCUGAAGGUGGAAGAAGUGAAAGCACCUUAGGAUGGUGGUACUGGGAGGGAGGGUCGUGCUGGGAAGAGGUAUUUUCUCAUGUUUAUUCUGGAGAAUCUGGAGAACUUAUUGCCUUUUUCAUGACGUUGGAAACACAUGGAAAACAAUACAAUUUAUUUUUAUACAUUUCUACCAAAAUGGAAAGGAAAUAUGCUGUCUACAUUGUUCAGGCUGGGAGUAUAUUUGUUUCAAAUUCCCAGGAAAAAUAAAAAUAAAGCAUUGUUGAUAA